Vavraia culicis subsp. floridensis is the source of this 2101-nucleotide messenger RNA. RefSeq lists its product as uncharacterized. The transcript has a single exon. The record is from RefSeq and is a predicted model, not a curated record. Bases 919 to 1656 code for a protein of 245 amino acids. NCBI's taxonomy places the organism in Eukaryota, Fungi, Microsporidia, Pleistophoridae.
CACGAAUUGAAGGCGCGAGGUGCACUUCUGUGCACCAUGAGAGCGAAAAUAACAAAACAAUCGGGUAGUGCAGCUCAGUUCAUUAUUUAUGCACGCGAUGGGCACAGCAGGUAUAAAAAGGGAAAAUUCUUGCAUAAACAAAAAAAUACUUGGCAGUACCACACAGCGAUGAGAAGAAACAGUGAACUCACCAGAAUUAUCAACGCUCUACUCAUCACGGAUACGAGAAGAAAAAAAGUGAAAAUUUGUUGUAAAUGCUUGACAGCUCAUCUUUAACGGUCAGCAAAAAACAUACGAAGGAUAAAAUGAAGAAAUGUGACGAGCAUUGGAACAAAUGAGGAAAUUAUCAACGUACAAGGCUGUACAUCCCACAACGAGAACGUGGUGAUCAUGGAUGGUUCAGGAGCGGUUAACACGCACCGUUUCUGGGCUUGAAUCUACCGUGUAGGGAAGGCUUGCUUGGUACGUGCCUGGUGGAGAGGAUCACACAGCAAUGGCAAGUUGUUGUUCCGUAUGAGUGCUGUGGAAGUGUUUGACCGCGGUAGUUGCGUGGCCCGCUUGGUGUUGAACUGCUGCUCAAAAUGAAAAGCAGCGUUGUAGCACGCGUUGAGCAGCGAAGUAAAUGCGUGCUUUUCAUUUCUUGAACAGCAGUUCAACACCAAGCAGUACGUUCUGAGAGAGCCGUGGACCGUUCCUACCUGUGCUGGGAUUGCAAUUGCAAGCGUAUUUGAAGUGACGAACACGCACUGCGGUGUUAGACAAUGCCGUGGAGGAAGAAUUGCUAGUAAUGGCAAUUGAGACGAGCACGCACUGCGGUGUUAGACAAUGCCGUGGAGGAAGAAUUGCUAGUAAUGGCAAUUGAGACGAGCACGCACUGCGGUGUUAGAAGACCUUUUCAUCCUACGUUAUCAACCUGCCAUGCAACUUUCAACUCCCUCCUUGCCAUCCCGUACCACUCUCCGUUCCCCACUCCCAUCCACAGCUCAUAAAAUAUUUUUACGAUUUACUGCCCCUGUUAUGAACGAUCAACCACUCCCUACUGUGCCAAUCAACACCAUUCACACGCCCAGUCCCGAUCGGAUAGAUGCCAUUCUAACGAUCCUCAACUCGUCCUCUACACCCGACAAGUACCAAGUCAUUCCCAUCCUUCCCCAUCUCCUACCCAUCCACGUACCCGCCCUGGUGUACUCGGUGUACACAAUGCCAUGCUACACCACAUGCACAGAUUACAUCCUUAAAAUGAUCGAUCAGCUCGAUGCAUCCAUGCUGCUGCACAUUUUCCGCUACGUAGACAGCGCUGAGAUAGAGAGCAGGUUCGCCGACAAGUUCUACUUCCUCAUGCUUGCGGUGUAUGAGCGGUUGAGGGUCAAUGCGGAGCAUGAAUGUGUGCUGUUUGAGCUGAGGAACGUGCAAAUCAAGAACUACGUGCUGAGGCGGUACGUUGAGCGCGCUUUCAAUUUCAUGCUGGUGGUUGAUGACAUGUUGAGUGCACCUUUGGGCACUCUCAGGGUGUACGAGGAGAUGGCACACUGUUUUGAGGGUGUUAGUGAUGAGCUGAAGGAAUGGUUGUUUGCUAGGGGUAGUGAACGGGGGGUUAAGCACGAGAAUAGAAGAACGGUGUACCACGUGUACGGAAGGAUAAGGAACAGCAAGUAGUGAUUUGUUAGGGUUGAUGCGCUUAGACCAGGGCUAAACUGUUGUUUAAAUCGUUUUUAAACACCACUAAAAUAUUUUAUUACGUUAUUUAAAACGGUUAGAAAUUACCGCUCGUGCUAAAGCAUAGAACCGUUCUUCGCACUGUGCAAAAAAUACGGUGUACGUAAUCAGCCGUGCUACCUGUGGUAAACGGAUCAAUAAGGAUGUAGCACGUGGAGUAGCACCAGUUAAUGAUAGGUGCUGUGUUAGAGCGUUGCUCUAAUUCUCAUUUUUACCACCUCUUCGUUUCUUACCCCGUACACCAACCCUUACUACUUCGCUAACACCCUCAUGCACCCUUCACCAAUCAAAUAUUUUAUUCCUUCCCUUUUGGUAUUUAUCACACCCUCAAUACUUUUUUUAACCGCUGAACCGGUGUGCUCAUCGCUUUUUAUUUUUUGCUUGU